This is a messenger RNA of Canariomyces notabilis, 3563 nucleotides long. RefSeq names its product WD40 repeat-like protein. Bases 321 to 3353 code for a protein of 1010 amino acids. Gene Ontology annotation, biological process: double-strand break repair via homologous recombination. Lineage: Eukaryota; Fungi; Ascomycota; Sordariomycetes; Sordariales; Chaetomiaceae. The transcript is spliced from 6 exons. Gene Ontology annotation, molecular function: ubiquitin binding. The record is from RefSeq and is a predicted model, not a curated record.
CGCUUCUGGAGUCCUUGGCGUCUGGGUUCCUCAACGACGACCGGCAUCUUUGAGUGGUACUUUUUGCUUGUGAACAUGCAACCGCGACGGGAGAGUUUGGGAACCGAGAGUCAAUUGGGUUGCUGUCAUUCCUUGUAGCUUCUGAAGCUUUGCUGAUUUCCUGUCGGCAUCUCAGUUGCCUUGAUCUGGCGACAAAUAUCAUCGUCGACCCCGCAAGUUCAGCCGGAUAUCUUGUUGAGCUCCAUCUUUUCCAUUGUUUCUAAAGCAUUCCUUGUACAUGCUGCAGCACGGGUUCCAUUCACCGCGCAUUUGUUUGAGACAUGUCUAAGAAAGCACGACAGAGGAUCAGCUAUGUCCUUGAGCUUCCCAACGCUUCACCAGGCGGCCAUCGGCUCGGUGUCAAUGGCCUCGCCAUUGACCGCGACAAUGCAAUCCUAUACUCUGGUGGACGUGACGGCGUUGUCUGCGCCUGGAACCUGAACCAGGACCAGGGCAGUGGCAAAUCCACCGUCGUCGACACCUCCAGAGCCAACAGCGGCAGGCCAAAGCCAGUUACCACCUUCCGCGCACAGAUCCAGGCUCACACGCAUUGGAUCAACGACAUUGCGCUCGCCCAGCAACAUACAGCCCUGGUGUCAGCCUCCUCCGACCUCCUGGUCAAGGUAUGGCGGCCCCUGGCGAGCGACAUGAAGGAGCCAGUCACCAUCGGCCAACACGCAGACUUCGCCAAGCGUGUUGCGACACCAAGUCAGUCCACGAGCUGGGUGGCUUCGGGGGGCCUUGACCGGAAACUGUACCUCUGGGAUUUGUCAGGGGCCGGCAAGACGCUGGAGAUCGACGUGAGCGGCGAGGAAGUGGUUGAGAAGGGGAGUGUGUAUGCCCUUGCUGUCACCCACGAUAUCCUGGCCAACGGCGGCCCCGAGGGCAUUGUGCGGCUGUGGGAUCCCAGGUCGGGCCAGCGUAUCACCAAGUUCGUUGGCCAUACCGACGUCAUCCGCGACAUUCUGAUCAGCGAAUCCGGUGACAUGGUCUUAUCGGCCAGCUCGGACCAGACUGUCAAAGUGUGGAGCGUGACCGCGGGCCGCUGCAUUCAUACCCUCACCAUGCAUGACAGCAGCGUCUGGGCCUUAUUCUCGGACGAUCCGCAAUUAGGAGUUUUCUACAGUGCUGACCGGUCGGGGCUGGUGGUCAAGACGGACGUCCGCGGGACCUUGGGAGAAAUGGACAAUGGGUUGUCCCUUGCGAUUGCCCAAGAGGAUAUUGGUGUCAGCAAAGUCGUGGCGUGGAACGGCAGCAUAUGGACGGCACGGGCUCGCGCUUCGAUAAAUCGGUGGCGCGAUGUGGACACGGGUGAAGGCCUGCAGCUCCCUGAGACAUACAAGCAACACCGGGCGUCCAUGGUCACGGUACGGAGUAAGGAGAGCUCGGCCCCGGCCGUCGUCGCGCCGAUGUCUGGAAUGGCCGAGAACGCAAAGACGACCAUUCCGGCGAAAUCCAUUCUGCGGAUAUCAAACACCGCCUCCUUCCCUCUGGUCAUCGGCCGCGCCGGUGACGAAGCUCUCGGGGACUCAGCACAGAGGGAAUCCGAGCCGUCCUCCCUGUCUAGCGCGGUGGAGCCGAUCCAUAGCGUGCCGGAAGAGACCAUUGAAGGGCAGUUUGGGCUCGUUAAGCACAAGCUCUUGAACGAUAGGAGACGGGUCCUCACUUUGGACACCGCGGGCGAUGUCUUGUUGUGGGACUUAAUUCAGUGUCGCCCCAUCAAGAGCUUUGGGAAAAGGCACAUCGAGGAUGUAGAGCAAGAAGCCAACACUAAGGAGGCUGUGGCUCCAUGGUGCUCGAUCGACAUCAGCUCCGGAAACUUGACGGUCGUCUUGGAACCAUACAAUUGCUUUGACGCCGAGAUGUACGCCGACGAGCUGGCUUUGGAGGAGCCAGUCGAGUUUCGAGAGGACCAGAGAAUAAAUCUUGGUAAAUGGGUCCUAAGGUACCUGUUUGCGAAUCUUAUUGAUGAGGAGAUACGGCGGGACGAGGACUUUAGACAGAAACUUAAUCAAACAGCAGCGCGAAAGGUAACCCCCGGGAAGGCUGUGCCGCCGCUUUCUAUAUCCAUACCAUCACAGCCUGGUUGGGAACCCCAGGAGUUGACCUCGGCCACGCCCCGAGCCAACGGAUCCCAAUACCCACCAUCAACACCCGGUUUUGGAAUUGGUCUGGCCACUCCUGGCGGGCAGCCACCACUGCCUGAAGGAAUCGCCGCCACUCUCAGCCCGCUCGAAAAGCGGUCAUCUCAGGCUGGGCGGACGUCGGCGGAGAGGGAUGACUACUUCUCUGACGCGAUCCAAAGCCCGGAGGGCACCCAGGCUGCCAAGCCAGCUCAGACGCCUGCCACCGAGGCCCCUCCAGCUGAAGACAAGGCGCCCAAGACCCCGGGCGACACGGCCAAGGAGAAAGAAAAAGAUAUCAAGGGAAAGGAAAAAGAGGACGCCAAGUCACCUGGCGGUUCUUUUGGCAUGAAGAAGUUCCGGAUGGGCAUGUCUUUUGGCAGUAAGAAGCUGAGGCGGUCAUCCUCGGGCGCGGCUCCCGACAAACCAGUCGUUGUGGAUGAGAAAGCAGAGGAGUCGGAGGCAUCGUCCAACCACGAAAAAGAAUUUGGCGAUAACUUUCUGGGCGUCAUUCAAAAACUGCGCAGCGAGUACGAGAAACAGCUGGGCGAGAACCCCGAAAAGCCGUUGGAAACCAAGAUUACACCCAGCCUGGCCAAUGAUACGCCGGUGCUGAAGUUGCCAGCCGGCACGAAGGUUAUAAUCCAGGAGGAAACUUCGGGCGGCUCGGCCGAGAUAUACCGUGGAACAGUGGCGUCCGUGGGGGCAGACGCAGACAUCAUUGAGGAGAGGGCUCCUCAAUGGCUCGGCGAGGUGCUUCUACUAAACACGAUGCCGCCAAAGGAUCCGGUCAAGGUGUCGUUUAUGCUCUACCCGUGGAAGGAUACCCUACCACCGAUCGUAUCGGCCGAUGGCAACAACCGACUCAACGCCAACAGGAUGCUCCGGGUCAAGAAGAUUCUGGCUUAUGUGGCCGAGCGGAUUGACCCGGUGCCCGAGGGCCAAGAGCCGGACCCUGAUGCUCUGAAGCCGGAGGAGUACCUGGAGCUGUACUGCAAUGACCACCUGCUGCCCAUCAAGAUGACGCUUGCGACGCUGCGGACCCAUGUUUGGAGGGGUGGAAACGACAUCAUCCUCCAUUACAAGGCCAAUGGCAGGAAGGAGAUUCCCAUGCCGCCUCCGGCGGAAGAGACAGAGGACACGGGCAAAGGUGAGGCAGUUGGAGAGAACUGCAAAGCGAUGAUGCCUUGAGGAUGCCUUCUCGGCCGGCAACGGAAGCCGUGCUGCUGUAUUUGUAUCCGUAUACCAUUCAACGUUUCCAGCGACGCCUGUGUCUAUAGGGGUAUUAUCGGAAUCUUGCUACUGUACACACUGUUAGCUUACAUGGCUUCCGGGCUGGGUUUGAUCUCGGGAUAUCCAACCCCGCCCGUUCUCCUUGGUUGACUGGGUAUCGUUGCACAU